UGUUUGGGAAAAAAACAUUUUUGAUGGUUUUGAAUUUCAAGCUUGAAAUUAUUGUUUGUUCUCCAUCCUUUAUGAUGUCAUUGCAAUGUCAUUGUGAUGUUGUUGCAGCGUCAUGAUGUCAUUGCAAUGUCAUUGUGAUGUCAUAAUGGUCCCUACACUAUAUAUUUAGCAGGCUAGCAAGCCAAAGCUCAGUUGUUUUCUGACAACACACUUGUUUAGACCUUUCUAACAAGGUAAGUUAUAGAAGUUAAUUGUAUCUAUUAAAUUGACACUAUGGGUCAACAAAAUGUCUUUGAAUAUAUAGAUAUGUGUAAUAUUUAAUAAGAAGGCAAGUUAUGGAAGCAGAUUAUAUCUUAUAGCUGGACAUUACCGGGAAAUCAAACUGUAUUUAACUGUAUUACUGGGGGUUCAGAGGCAGUUGGAGGAAAUGCUCUAUUGUAGGUUUUCUUGUCAUUCCUAGUUCAUUAGACUAAUUGCUGUAUUUUGUUUGUGUUUCAGAAAUUACACCAAGAAGAAAAUGAAUACACUUUUUAUUAUCAUUAUUCUGAUACGGAUAACAUUCCAAAUGAUUGCUUUAGAAAGCGAUGCAAAGAUUGAUUUACCCAAGAUGGACUGUCCUGCCACCUUAAUGUUUGAGCAGAUUGCAUUUCUGCAGGAUAUGAAUGUUGAACUUCCUUGCCGAUGUAAGCCUGAUGGCACCACAUCAGUGAUAUGGUACUACAAAAGGCAUCUUAACAGCAAGCACAUCACAUUGUUUAAGGAUAGCGUCAAAGAUAAAGUGAUAGUGGAUAGUGCAAGAGAUAAGGACCAAAACGAUUUGUAUGCAAGGUUUGAUGUCAUCGACUUAGACCUCACGAUUGUCGGCGCCCAUCCUGAUGACUCUGGCAUUUAUAUCUGUGGCUCAAAGACAGGCGAGUUCUAUUAUGGUUAUGAACUUGAUAUCCAGCGAUCCACUGAUGCCCGAGUGAUAUUCAGUGACAAGGAUGAGCAACCCCUUCCAGAUAUUAAUACAGACGGAUUUCAAGCCUACACCAGUUUUGGACAAUGGUCCAAAUGCGAUCGAUGUGGAGUUAGAGGAGAGCAAAGGAAAUUGGGCCUGUGCACUGCCAGGAGCCCGUACAUGAAUCCACGUUUCCAAAUCAAAGGCGACGACGUUUCAUGUGGUUCAGACGCCGUCCCUGAAAGAUUCAAGCCACUGAUUGCCAAUCGGCCAGCGGAGAUAUUUUUCAGGAGUUGCGAAGUCGCCUGUGCCGAGAACAAACCAGGCAUGCUGGGAAAAGUUGUGAAUGCCGCAAACAAUCUGUCAGCGUAUUUGAAGAAACGCUUUGGUUUUCUUCCAACACACAAGUUGCCCACUCAGAAGUAUGUUUCUACUUUGGGUGGAAAAGUGACGUUUACAUGUCCAGGAUCAAAACCAGACGAUGCAGUAGCCUGGGACAAAGAUGACGAGAGAUUGUACCACAGCGAAUACCUGAUAGGAACAAGCAAAUACAUGAACCUUUUCAUUGACCAUGGGAACAAUCUACACAUUAAAUUUGCACAAUUCACGGAUAAAGGACUGUACACUUGCUGGCUUAACGGAAAGCAAAUAUCAUCUAUCAAGUUGACUGUGAGCAAAGAACCACCCAAGCGCCGCAAACUCACCGAUGCAGACACCCUUUUUGCUGCCAAGGUCCUUGGCUUCUGUUUUCUAGUCUGCACAGUAUUAUUUUUCAUCAUCUUUUUCAUCAAGUGUUGCUGCUACUACUGCAAAUGCUGUCCUAAAUUCAGUCCUGAAAAUGAAGUUUAAAAACUGCCAAGCCUACUAAGAUGUUCCUAGAAAAACGUGAAACUAAUAUUUUUUAUUUUUAACAUUUUA
Molecule: messenger RNA, 1858 nt
Organism: Xenopus laevis (African clawed frog)
Lineage: Eukaryota; Metazoa; Chordata; Amphibia; Anura; Pipidae
Product: Ig-like V-type domain-containing protein FAM187A
Exons: 1
Coding region: 518-1789 (423 amino acids)
Source: RefSeq, a predicted model, not a curated record